Messenger RNA from Diprion similis, 2261 nucleotides. RefSeq names its product organic cation transporter protein-like. Gene Ontology annotation, molecular function: transmembrane transporter activity. Gene Ontology annotation, cellular component: membrane. The coding region runs from base 103 to 2097 and encodes 664 amino acids. Lineage: Eukaryota; Metazoa; Arthropoda; Insecta; Hymenoptera; Diprionidae. Gene Ontology annotation, biological process: transmembrane transport. The record is from RefSeq and is a predicted model, not a curated record. The transcript has 8 exons.
UUAUACAUUUAAUAUUGAAUUCUAUACUUUAAAAAAGCAUAAAUUAAGUUGAAAAUAAUAUUGAGAAGUUGCUGAUAAAAGUACCACCAUAUAACAAUCACCAUGCCGCCACAGGAAAAAUUUCAAAGCCACGUAUCAGAAUGCGUUACAACGAAUCAAGAAACUUGCCCGGAUCUUAUGGAAAGUGGUUGUUCGACUUCUCAAGGAACCAUUUGCCAGACCGGUAAAAUAGCUAAUUCAGCAGUACCAAUCGGUUACAAUAAGGAUGGCAAUGCCAAUAAGGAUAUUGACUUUGAUGAUUUACUACCAUAUGUUGGAGAAUUUGGACUUUAUCAGAAGAUACUUUUCAUCCUCAUGAUCCCUUUCGCCUUCUUCGUGGCUUGGGUUUACUUUUCUCAAAUUUUCAUCACUCUAAUACCCGAGGAACAUUGGUGUAAAGUUCCAGAAUUGGCGAACCUGUCGGUCGAGCAAAGGAUAUCGUUGGCUAUACCUCCAGCCGCCGCGGAUGGAAAUGGCGAGGAAUCAUUCACGACAUACUCGAGAUGUUCGGUCUACGCGGUGAAUUUCACCCAACUUUUAGAGCAAGGCAUCACAGCAGCCGAUCCCUCCUGGCCGAUUCAAAAGUGCCAACAUGGCUGGGAAUUCAAUUUUACCGAAAUUCCGUAUGCCAGUAUCGCAGCUGAGCUGGAAUGGGUUUGUGACAACGCAGCUCUGCCAUCUUUAGCACAGAGUAUAUUUUUCGUUGGAGCAAUAUUCGGUGGAUUAAUUUUCGGAUGGAUCGCUGAUAGAUACGGAAGAAUUCCAGCGCUUGUCGGUACAAAUCUGGCAGGUUUCAUUGCCGGAAUCGCUACAGUUUUUGCCACUAGCUUCUGGGAAUUUUCGUUAUGCCGUUUUUUAGUUGGCUUGGCUUUCGACAACUGUUUCACGAUGAUGUAUAUUUUAGUUCUCGAAUACGUGGGACCUAAAUGGCGAACGUUUGUUGCAAACAUGUCGAUCGCUUUGUUCUUCACUUUUGCCGCAUGUGUUCUACCCUGGAUAGCUUAUUUUCUGGCUGACUGGCGUUUAACUUGUAUCGCAACUUCUGGGCCCUUAAUCUUGGCUAUCGCAACACCGUGGUUGGUUCCGGAAAGUGCCAGGUGGUUAGUCAGUCAGGGCAAAGUAGACAAGGCUGUCUUAAUCAUGAGGAAGUUUGAACGAAUCAAUGGAACAACCGUCCCCGAAGGCGUCUACAAAGAAUUCAAGGACACCUGCGCCAGAAUUCAAAAGGAAGAAGAAACCGGCAAAGCUCAUUCUGUGUUGGAUCUUUUCAAGACACCACGAUUACGCAACAUCACCAUUCUCCUGAUAGUUAUCUGGAUGGCGAUAUCUUUGGUCUUCGAUGGACAUGUUCGGAACGUUGGUAGCUUGGGUUUGAAUGUUUUCAUGACAUUCACUGUAGCUUCCGCCACAGAACUUCCAGCCGACACAUUGCUUACUGUUGUUCUUGACAAAUGGGGUCGCAGAUGGUUAGCCUGCGGUUCAAUGGUAUUUUCCGGAAUUUUUAGCCUAUGGGCUUGUGCUGUUCCAACAGGCAUCUAUUCAGCGAGUCUGGCUAUAAUGGGACGAUUCUGCGUGAACAUAUCUUACAAUAUCGGACUGCAGUAUGCUGCCGAACUUCUGCCUACUGUUGUCAGAGCCCAGGGUGUUGCUCUGAUUCAUAUAAUGGGUUACGUCUCCAGCAUUGUUGCACCCUUCAUCGUUUACAUGGCUGUUUUGUCGCCCAUACUGCCGCUGUUAGUCCUCGGCAUCCUCGCCAUACUUGGUGGAGGACUGGCUCUCUUCUUACCGGAGACUCUCGACAAAGAACUUCCACAGACGCUGCAGGACGGUGAAGACUUUGGAAAGGAUCAGGGUAUAUGGGAUAUGCCUUGCUUGGCAAAGAAAGCUGACGACGAAGAAGUUCCACCACCUAUGAUUCGGUCUUUGGCUCAUGGAAGUAUUCGAGGUUCCAUGCGAGCGUCACUGCGUGGUGAGACCCUUAGGAGCAGCAUGAUUCAAAGAUCAAGUGUCAGGUCACGUAGAAGCGUUGCUCCAACGGUGCAAGUGGAAAGAUUGUAAAAAAAAACGAUAUUCGACCAUUAUCAUACUUCAAAAUUUGUACUUCAUCAUGAAAAAUUGUAACGAAAUAUGUGCACACAGGCUGUGCGUGGUAAAUGCAAGAGUGUGCAUAUGGGCGGAUCACACCUAAUCCCAGUCAGUCUAAUAAAGCCUGUCCGCAACAC